AUGGCGCCAACCCCUGCCGCACCUAACGUCCUAUCAGCAAAAGUACCCACCCCGGUCCAAGCAGACCCACUCGAGCAGCGUAUCCUGGACCUUCUCUUUCCCUACCGCGACGAAUGCUUCGGCGAUGAAGACUCCACUACUGAACUCAAAGAGCGCGCUGCGCUGAUUCUCUGCGAAAACAUCGCCUUCCUCAUCCGCCACCACCAGACGACCUAUGGCAAAUAUAUCGAGGCCAGCGACGUCAAUCUAGCGUCGCGCAACUGGACGAUCAUGAAGCAGGGAGCCGGCAGGAUGGCGGGAGUUAGCAUCUUCGUCAACGGUGGUACGGGUUUCACGCACACGGUCAUUAGGGCGAACGUCAAGUUUGGCGAGAGCGUGGUGCAGUGUUUUGAAGCGCAAGUCAAUAUGUGCUUGGAGGAGUUCUUCCCCGGCAUUUGA
Messenger RNA from Parastagonospora nodorum SN15, 438 nucleotides. RefSeq lists its product as hypothetical. The record is from RefSeq and is a predicted model, not a curated record. Lineage: Eukaryota; Fungi; Ascomycota; Dothideomycetes; Pleosporales; Phaeosphaeriaceae. The transcript is spliced from 2 exons. Bases 1 to 438 code for a protein of 145 amino acids.